AUGCUGAAGAGCGGGAGGUUGGGUUGACUCGACCCAUACAUUUCACAUUUAGAAUAAUUUCAGACAUUUAUUUUGCAGAUAGUUGUUUGUUGGAGUUAUAACAACAUAUAAGCUAUAUCGUAGUUGUUUAUUGACUGAAAACAAGGAGUUAAUUUAAUCAGGGUAAGUUGCUAGCUAGCUAGCUAGCUAACUAACUAGCAUCCAAACGCGACAGCAGCAUCCGUGCGCGAGGGAAUAUUCUGAUUAUAUUGGCAAGAAUUAACCAGAAUCAGAGGCCUCCUGGUACGUGGGUAGGGUACUGGUGGUUUCACGUAUUGACUGACCCUUGUCCAGUGGGCGUGCCUUGUGUUGGUCUGGAGAGACAACAGCGACAGUCCGCAGUGAUUAUUGGUGCUUACUUGGUCGUCUGGCUCGGGACGCGAAAAUGAAAUCGUAUCUGCUGAUAAUUCGAACUCAAUUUAAGCUUGCUGAAUUGCUAGCACUUAGUAACUUUAUAGUCAUGGGUUGUUGCUAUCAGUAAGCAAUUCAUAUUAUUGUGCUCAAUUCCAGCCCUUUGGCUUCAUUGCCCUCGGUGUUGUCAUUAGAUACUCCCAUCCCACCCCAGCCUGGCUGUUUGGCUGGCUGUGUGGGGCCUCCCUAGUGAGCAGGCGCUUUUAUCUCUACCUCCAUCACCACCCGCUCUGUGCACAGCAGGGGGACUGAGAGCUAGACGCUAGCCUCAACAACUGUCUGACAAUAACCUACCAGAUGACGUUAUUCUUCAGGGCAUAUUAAUGGACAUAGCUAUUCUUUUAAUUGUGUGUGUGUGUUAACUCUGUGAUGUGUCUCUGAUAGGAUGAGUGGUGAUGAGAUGAACCCAGCAGCAGUGGCCCAGGCAGUGGAGGAUGUACAGGGAGAUGACCGCUGGAUGUCCCAGGUUAGUCUACGUACUGCCAGCCCAUGAUCUUGACUCUCAGUUCCAUUACACAUAAGUAUUAUUGGACGAAGGCGUCUUCUGUACGGGGGUGUUUUUUUAAGAGCCCCUACGCUCGGUCUGAACAUUAACACACAUCGCUUGCGGUAUGGUUUAUUAAUAUUAUUAAUAUGCCAUUUAGCAGACGCUUUUAUCCAAAGCGACUUACAGUCAUGCGUGCAUUACAUUUCAGAAAAAUAAGGACCUUAUCAUUCAUAUCUGCAAGAAAUCGUAAAAAAAAAAAAAGGUUAAAUUGAUACACACCUUUUAUAGGGUUAGGGUUCCCACAUGGCCAUAUUUCCAUAUUACUGUGCUAGUUUACGGAAAACAGACAGAAGACCGAGUGGACUACCUGUGCUAAUUAGCUAUCUGCGUCUCCGAACACCUUUGUGUAAACCAGAAGACGGACGCCACAAACGUAAUGCUGGGCGAUAUGGCCUAAAAAUCAUAUCUCCCCCAAAAAAUGAAGUUAUGGCCAAUUCAUGAUAUACAGAAUAUCUCGCUUUUUUUUUCAAUUUCCUUUUCUAAAUAAGCAUUGUUGCACAGUUAAAGGUCAAUACACUUCAUUUCAAACAGACAGGAAUAAUCUAAUGAAUUCAGUGCUUGUAAAAUUAUACCUAGGCUAAAUAUAAGCCUUCCACAACCAUAAGACUCACUAAUGAUGUAAUCAUUUUAGUUUAACCUGGCUUUCAAGUCUAUGAAAAUGCGUAAUUUAAUUUUUUUACACAUUUAACCAGAACCAUGCACAUCCACUAAUAAUAACCAACUUCUUGUAGCAGGCAUUAUAGAAAAUGAACACAGGUUUCAUAAACAAUCUCUUAAGCACAAGCCCACGUGCUAGUGAGUAGCAAGCUAAUCUUUAUAUGCUGAACAAAAAUAUAAACGCAACAUGCAACAAUUUCAAAGAUUUUACUGAGUUACAGUUCAUAUAAGGAAACCAGUCAAUUGAAAUAAAUAAAUUAGGCCCAAAUCUAUGGAUUUCACAUGACUGGCAAUACAGAUAUGCAUCUGUUGGUCACAGAUACCUUUAAAAAAUAAAGGUAGGGGCGUGGAUCAGAAAAGCAGUCAGUAUCUGGUGUGACCACCAUUUGCCUCAUGCAGCGUGACACAUCUCCUUCACAUAGAGUUGAUCAGGCUGUUGAUUAUGGCCUAUGGAAUGUUGUCCCACUCGUCUUCAAUGGCUGUGCAAAGUUGCUGGAUAUUGGCAGGACACGCUGUCGUACACGUCGAUCCAGAGCAUCCCAAAGAUGUUCAAUGGGUGGCAUGUCUGGUGAGUAUGAAGGCCAUGGAAGAACUGGGACAUUUUCAGCUGGCAGGAAUCUUGUACAGAUCCUUGCGACAUGGCGCUGUGCAUUAUCAUGCUGAAACAUGAGGUGAUGGCGGCGGAUGAAUGGCACGACAAUCUGCAUCAGGAUCUCAUCACGAUAUCUGUGCAUUCAAAUUGCCAUCGAUAAAAUGCAAUUGUGUUCGUUGUCCAUAGCUUAUGCCUACCCAUACCAUAACCCCACCGCCACCAUGGGGCACUCUGUUCACAACGUUGACAUCAGUAAACCAUUUGCCCACACGGCGCCAUACACGUGGUCUGCGGUUUUGAGGCUGGUUGGGCGUACUGCCAAAUUCUCUAAAAUGACAUUGGAGGCGGCUUAUGAUAGAGAAAUGAACAUUCAGUACUCUGGCAACAGCUCUGGUGGACACUCCUGCAGUCAGCAUGCCAAUUGCACGUUCCCUCAACUUCAGACAUCUGUGGCAUUGUGUUGCGUUACCAAACUGCACAUUUUAGUGGCCUUUUAUUGGCCCCAGCACAAGGUGCACCUGUGUAAUGAUCAUGCUGUUUAAUCCGCUUCUUGAUAUGCCACACCUGUCAGGUGGAUGGAUUAUCUUGGCAAAGGAGAAAUGCUCACUAACAGGGAUGUAAACAAAUUUGUGCACAACAUUUGAGAGAAAUAAGCAUUUUGUGCAUAAGGAACAUUUCUGGGCUCUUUUAUUUCAGCACAUGAAACAUGGGACCAACACUUUACAUGUUGCGUUUUUGUUCAGUGUAUUUAAAGUCUAGCCAAUUUAGAUCUAUUUGCUUGCUAACGAGGCAGAACAGUUGAACUGUUAUGAGUACACCCUCUGAACAGCAUGCUAGCCUGUCCACUUUGUUCAGAUGUUGAAGUCAAGUGGCCUACCUGGAUAAGAAGAUGCUUUGUUCUCAGAAUGAGAACUAGUUGCGAAUUCCUUAUAUAAAUGUGUCUUUUUAUGCUCAUUGCACAUUUUAUAAAGCACAGACUAGACAGCUAGCACUUAAGUCUAAAAUGCUGCUAGCGGUACCGCAAUGCCGCGUGCGACAGUAACCGAGCAUUAAUUUUCCACAAUCAUGUUCAUUGAUACUCUCAUUUUGGUAGGGUCUGCUCUGUUCUGUAUUUUGGGUAUUGUUCGAAAGGUUAAGUUCUCGUCUAUUACAGUAAAAUAGUGUCUCUUAAGCGUUUCGGUGUCCAUAUGACCAAUUCUGUUGGACCAAUCCUCAAAUGCAAAUGGCGAGUUUAAAGUGCUUGUUGUCAGAGAAGAAUAAGUUAUAUUUUGUUGUUGUGAGUGGCAGGGGGAGGGGCUUGGUGUCUGUGUGUGUGGGAAGAUGCACAGUGCACAGAAGGAGCGAAGGCGAGACCAAAAAUACAUAAAUGUUUAACAAGUAUCUACAGUGAGGGGGAAAAAGUAUUUGAUCCCCUGCUGAUUUUGUACGUUUGCCCACUGACAAAGACAUGAUCAGUCUAUAAUUUUAAUGGUAGGUUUAUUUGAACAGUGAGAGACAGAAUAACAACAAAAACAUCCAGAUAAACGCAUGUCAAAAAUGUUAUAAAUUGAUUUGCAUUUUAAUGAGGGAAAUAAGUAUUUGACCCCUCUGCAAAACAUGACUUAGUACUUGGUGCCAAAACCCUUGUUGGCAAUCACAGAGGUCAGACCUUUCUUGACGUUGGCCACCAGGUUUGCACACAUCUCAGGAGGGAUUUUGUCCCACUCCUCUUCGCAGAUCUUCUCCAAGUCAUUAAGGUUUCGAGGCUGACGUUUGGCAACUCAAACCUUCAGCUCCCUCCACAGAUUUCCUAUGGGAUUAAGUUCUGGAGACUGGCUAGGCCACUCCAGGACCUUAUGUGCCUCUUCUUGAGCCACUCCUUUGUUGCCUUGGCCGUGUGUUUUGGGUCAUUGUCAUGCUGGAAUACCCAUCCACAACCCAUUUUCAAUGCCCUGGCUGAGGGAAGGAGGUUCUCACCCAAGAUUUGACAGUACAUGGCCCCGUCCAUCGUCCCUUUGAUGCGGUGAAGUUGUCCUGUCCCCUUAGCAGAAAAACACCCCCAAAGCAUAAUGUUUCCACCUCCAUGUUUGACGGUGGGGAUGGUGUUCUUGGGGUCGUAGGCAGCAUUCCUCCUCCUCCAAACACGGCGAGUUGAGUUGAUGCCAAAGAGCUCGAUUUUGACCACAACACUUUCACCCAGUUCUCCUCUGAAUCAUUCAGAUGUUCAUUGGCAAACUUCAGACGGCCCUGUAUAUGUGCUUUCUUGAGCAGGGGGACCUUGCGGACGCUGCAGGAUUUCAGUCCUUCACGGCGUAGUGUGUUACCAAUUGUUUUCUUGGUGACUAUGGUCCCAGCUGCCUUGAGAUCAUUGACAAGAUCCUCCCGUGUAGUUCUGGGCUGAUUCCUCACCGUUCUCAUGAUCAUUGCAACUCCACGAGGUGAGAUCUUGCAUGGAGCCCCAGGCCGAGGGAGAUUGACAGUUAUUUUGUGUUUCUUCCAUUUGCGAAUAAUCGCACCAACUGUUGUCACCUUCUCAGCAAGCUGCUUGGCGAUGGUCUUGUAGCCCAUUCCAGCCUUGUGUAGGUCUACAAUCUUGUCCCUGACAUCCUUGGAGAGCUCUUUGGUCUUGGCCAUGGUGGAGAGUUUGUAAUCUGAUUGAUUGCUUCUGUGGACAGGUGUCUUUUAUACAGGUAACAAACUGAGAUUAGGAGCACUCCCUUUAAGAGUGUGCUCCUAAUCUCAGCUCGUUACCUGUAUAAAAGACACCUGGGAGCCAGAAAUCUUUCUGAUUGAGAGGGGGUCAAAUACUUAUUUCCCUCAUUAAAAUGCAAAUCAAUUUAUAACAUUUUUGACAUGCGUUUUUCUGGAUUUUUUUGUUAUUCUUUCUCUCACUGUUCAAAUAAACCUACCAUUAAAAUUAUAGACUGAUCAUUUCUCUGUCAGUGGGCAAACAUACAAAAUCAGCAGGGGAUCAAAUACUUUUUUCCCUCACUGUAGAUUGUUACGAUACAGGCAGUUGGAACAUCGUGCUAAAACAUACAUUCUAACUAAUUUGUUAUAUCGCCCAGCCCUACACAAACGUGUUGUCACUGAAAAAUACUGUCGGCUGCAACUGUUAAAACGGUGUACAGUAAGUGUUUAUUUUGCGUUUGAAAUUAUUUAGAUGUGAUAUGAAAGUAGAGGGAUUUAUGUUUAUAGAACUGUAGCACAAUUGAGAAUUGAUUCAAGUUUAGAAGGAGUAUUUGGCUGUUUUGGCUUUCAGAGCCAGUUCGCCUUUAAACAGAACCUGUAAGGUCCUUGGACUAUAAGGAACACCAAGUCAUACUGUCCUGUCAUCAGCUGACCCAGAGGUCACUGAUUGUUGGCAAUACAUCUGUCUAGAGAACAUAGAGCAGGGUUCCCCAAGUUUGUUUUUAUUUGGCCCCCCAAGUUUUCUGAGCAAAAAAAUAAUAUGUAUUUGUAUUAUUAUUGUUGGACAUGACUGUAGAAAAUACCAGCAAAUCAGCCCCAAGUGAUUUUAAUUUUGAAAAAUCUGUUCCAAAGUAUUCUCACACAUAAUAGAGAUCUACUGUAUGUGAUCGUAUACAAAUGUAAGCAAGAUUUGAAAUUACUAUGUUUUAGUCAAAUAUUAUAUCUGUUUGGGCUUCUUGCAGUCUACAAAUUAUUUGUAGUUAUGUUCCGGCCCCCUGACCAACCCCUCAAGAAAAUAAUCGGCCCACGGCUGAAUCUAGUUGAUGAUCCCUGGCAUAGAGGAAACCUAACAUGGCUGAAACAGAGUGUCAUUACCCUCCUAUGUCCAUCUCUAUCUGCACCAACAUUAUCCUGUUGUGUAGUAGAGUGUCUGCCUGGUGAUGACAUCAUGUUGUUGUUUCUGCAGCACACACGGUUUGUUCAGGAGUGUAAGGACGCGGAGCCGGAGGUGCUGUUUAUAGGAGACUCCAUGGUCCAGCUAAUGCAGCAGUACGAGGUGAGAGAGGACAGCUGCCUGUGUAUACAUACUGUGUUAUAUCACUUAUAAUUCUGUGUGUGGUGUGUGUGUUGACCUCAGUACAUGUGUUAGUUGUUUUCUUUGUGCUUUGACCCUGGUGGUUUUCAAUCGUAGUAGUGAGAGCCUGUUGUCUAUGCUUUGGUGUGGCAGUUUGAAUGAUGUUUGUAGAGGCCUCUGGUAGUAUUUUACACUAAUCCUUGUCCUGGAUCUAUACCUGCCAAACAUUGAAGUGUUUUUGAAUAUUUAUUUUUCGGGACAACUAAGUCCAAACUGUGUGUGUGUGUGUGUGUGUGUGUGUGUGUGUAUGUAUUAUAUAUACAGUGGGGAGAACAAGUAUUUGAUACACUGCCGAUUUUGCAGGUUUUCCUACUUACAAAGCAUGUAGAGGUCUGUAAUUUUUAUCAUAGGUACACUUCAACUGUGAGAGACGGAAUCUAAAACAAAAAUCCAGCAUUUUAUUGCAUGACAUAAGUAUUUGAUCGCCUACCAACCAGUAAGAAUUCCGGCUCUCACAGACCUGUUAGUUUUUCUUUAAGAAGCCCUCCUGUUCUCCACUCAUGACCUGUAUUAACUGCACCUGUUUGAACUCGUUACCUGUAUAAAAGACACCUGUCCACACACUCAAUCAAACACACUCCAACCUCUCCACAAUGGCCAAGACCAGAGAGCUGUGUAAGGACAUCAGGGAUAAAAUUGUAGACCUGCACAAGGCUGGGAUGGGCUACAGGAAAAUAGGCAAGCAGCUUGGUGAGAAGGCAACAACUGUUGGCGCAAUUAUUAGAAAAUGGAAGAAGUUCAAGAUGACGGUCAAUCAUCCUCGGUCUGGGGCUCCAUGCAAGAUCUCACCUUGUGGGGCAUCAAUGAUCAUGAGGAAGGUGAGGGAUCAGCCCAGAACUACAUGGCAGGACCUGGUCAAUGACCUGAAGAGAGCUGGGACCACAGUCUCAAAGAAAACCAUUAGUAACACACUACGCCGUCAUGGAUUAAAAUCCUGCAGCGCACGCAAGGUCCCCCUGCUCAAGCCAGCGCAUGUCCAGGCCCGUCUGAAGUUUGCCAAUGACCAUCUGGAUGAUCCAGAGGAGGAAUGGGAGAAGGUCAUGUGGUCUGAUGAGACAAAAAUAGAGCUUUUUGGUCUAAACUCCACUCGCCGUGUUUGGAGGAAGAAGAAGGAUGAGUACAACCCCAAGAACACCAUCCCAACCGUGAAGCAUGGAGGUGGAAACAUCAUUCUUUGGGGAUGAUUUUCUGCAAAGGGGACAGGACGACUGCACCGUAUUGAGGGGAGGAUGGAUGGGGCCAUGUAUCGCAAGAUCUUGGCCAACAACCUCCUUCCCUCAGUAAGAGCAUUGAAGAUGGGUCGUGGCUGGGUCUUCCAGCAUGACAACGACCCGAAACACACAGCCAGGGCAACUAAGGAGUGGCUCCGUAAGAAGCAUCUCAAGGUCCUGGAGUGGCCUAGCCAGUCUCCAGACCUGAACCCAAUAGAAAAUCAUUGGAGGGAGCUGAAAGUCCGUAUUGCCCAGCGACAGCCCCGAAACCUGAAGGAUCUGGAGAAGGUCUAUAUGGAGGAGUGGGCCAAAAUCCCUGCUGCAGUGUGUGCAAACCUGGUCAAGACCUACAGGAAAUGUAUGAUCUCUGCAAUUGCAAACAAACGUUUCUGUACCAAAUAUUAAGUUCUGCUUUUCUGAUGUAUCAAAUACUUAUGUCAUGCAAUAAAAUACAAAUUAAUUACUUAAAAAUCAUACAAUGUGAUUUUCUGGAUUUUUGUUUUAGAUUCCGUCAGUGUACCUAUGAUAAAAAUUACAGACCUCUACAUGCUUUGUAAGUAGGAAAACCUGCAAAAUCGGCAGUGUAUCAAAUACUUGUUCUCCCCACUGUGUGUGUGUGUGUGUAUGUAUAUAUAUAUAUAUAUAUAUAUAUAUAUAUAUAUAUAUAUAUAUAUAUAUAUAUAUAUAUAUAUAUAUAUACAGGUAAAAGUCAGUAAAUUAGAAUAUUUUGAAAAACUUGAUUUAUUUCAGUAAUUGCAUUCAAAAGGUGUAACUUGUACAUUAUAUUUAUUCAUUGCACACAGACUGAUGCAUUCAAAUGUUUAUUUCAUUUAAUUUUGAUGAUUUGAAGUGGCAACAAAUGAAAAUCCAAAAUUCCGUGUGUCACAAAAUUAGAAUAUUGUGUAAGGGUUACAUUUUGAAGACACCUGGUGCCACAAAAUAAUCAGCUGAUUAACUCAAAACACCUGCAAAGGGCUUUAAAUGGUCUCUCAGUCCAGUUCUGAAGCCUACACAAACAUGGGGAAGACUUCAGAUUUGACAGCUGUCCAAAAGGCGACCAUCGACACAUUGCACAAGGAGGGAAAGACACAAAAGGUUAUUGCAGAAGAGGCUGGCUGUUCUCAGAGCUCUGUGUCCAAACACAUUAAUAGAGAGGCAAAGGGAAGGAAAAAACUGUGGUCAGAAAAAGUGUACAAGCGAUAGGGAUCACCGCGCCCUAGUCAAGAUUGUGAAAAAAAACCCAUUCAAAAAUGUGGGGGAGAUUCACAAGGAGUGGACAGCUGCUGGAGUCAGGGCUUCAAGAUCCACCACCAAGAGACGCUUGAAAGACAUGGGUUUCAACUGCCGCAUACCUCGUGUCAAGCCACUGUUGACCAAGAAACAGCGCGAAAAGCGUCUCACCUGGGCUAAGGAAAAAAAGAGCUGGACUGCUGCUGAGUGGUCUAAAGUCAUGUUUUCUGACGAAAGCAAAUUUUGCAUUUCCUUUGGAAAUCGAGGUCCCAGAGUCUGGAGGAAGACAGGAGAGGCACAGGAUCCACGUUGCCUGAAGUCUAGUGUAAAGUUUCCACCAUCAGUGAUGGUUUGGGGUGCCAUGUCAUCUGCUGGUGUCGGUCCACUCUGUUUCCUGAGAUCAAGGGUCAACGCAGCCGUCUACCAGCAAGUUUUAGAGCACUUCAUGCUUCCUGCUGCUGACCUGCUCUAUGGAGAUGGAGAUUUCAGGUUCCAACAGGACUUGGCGCCUGCACACAGCGCAAAAUCUACCCGUGCCUGGUUUACGGACCAUGGUAUUUCUGUUCUAAAUUGGCCAGCCAACUCCCCUGACCUUAGCCCCAUAGAAAAUCUGUGGGGUAUUGUGAAAAGGAAGAUGCAGAAUGCCAGACCCAACAACGCAGAAGAGUUGAAGGCCACUAUCAGAGCAACCUGGCCUCUCAUAACACCUGAGCAGUGCCAGAAACUCAUCGACUCCAUGCCACGCCGCAUUAAUGCAGUAAUUGAGGCAAAAGGAGCUCCAACCAAGUAUUGAGUAUUGUACAUGCUCAUAUUUUUCAUUUUCAUACUUUUCAGUUGGCCAACAUUUCUAAAAAAUCCCUUUUUUGUAUUAGCCUUAAGUAAUAUUCUAAUUUUGUGACACACGGAAUUUUGGAUUUUCAUUUGUUGCCACUUCAAAUCAUCAAAAUUAAAUGAAAUAAACAUUUGAAUGCAUCAGUCUGUGUGCAAUGAAUAAAUAUAAUGUACAAGUUACACCUUUUGAAUGCAAUUACUGAAAUAAAUCAAGUUUUUCAAAAUAUUCUAAUUUACUGACUUUUACCUGUGUAUAUACACACACACACACACACACACACACACACACACACACACACACACACACACACACACACACACACAGUACCAGUCAAAAGUUUGGACACACCUACUCAUCAAAACUAUGAAAUAACACAUAUGGAAUCAUGUAGUAACCAAAAAAGUAUUAAACAAAUCGAAAUAUAUUUUAUAUUUGAGGUUCUUCAAAGUAGCCACCCUUUGCCUUGAUGACAGCUUUGGCAAAAACAGCUAAAAUAACCAAAGAGAAACGACAGUCCAUCAUUACUUUAAGACAUGAAGGUCAGUCAAUUCAGAACAUUUCAAGAACUUUGAAAGUUUCUUCAAGUGCAGUCGCAAAAACCAUCAAGCGCUAUGAUGAAACUGGCUCUCAUGAGGACCGCCACAGGAAAGGAAGACCCAGAGUUACCUCUGCUGCAGAGCAUAAGUUCAUUAGUUACCAGCCUCAGAAAUUGCAGCCCAAAUAAAUGCUUCACAGAGUUCAAGUAACAGACACAUCUCAACUGUUCAGAGGAGACUGCGUGAAUCAUGCCUUCAUGGUCGAAUUGCUGCAAAGAAACCACUACUAAAGGACACCAAUAAGAAGAGACUUGCUUGGGCCAAGAAACAUGAGCAAUGGACAUUAAACCGGUGAAAAUCUGUCCUUUGGUCUGAUGAGUCCAAAUUUGAGAUUUUUGGUUCCAACCGCUGUGUCUUUGUGAGACGCAGAGUAGAUGAACGGAUAAUCUACGCAUGUGUGGUUCCCACCAUGAAGCAUGGAGGAGGAGGAGGUGUGGGGGUGCUUUGCUGGUGACACUGUUGGUGAUUUAUUUAGAAUUCAAGGCACACUUAACCAGCAUGGCUACCACAGCAUUCUGCAGUAAUACGCCAUCCCAUCUGGUUUGCGCUUAUUGGGACUCAUUUGUUUUUCAACAGGACAAUGACCCAAUAAUAUUAAUAUGCCAUUUAGCAGACGCUUUUAUCCAGCAUAUUGGCAGCUUCAUUAAAUAGUACCCACAAAUCACCAGUCUCAACGUCAACAGUGAAGAGGUGACUCCGGGAUGCUGACCUUCUAGGCAGAGUUGCAAAGAAAAAGCCAUAUCUCAGACUGCCCAUCUUAAUCUUUUAUUUUUAUUGGCCAGUCUGAGAUAUGGCUUUUUCUUUGCAACUCUCAUACAAAAGAGCCCAAACUCAGUGACAUUUCAAAUGUUUACUCAGUGAAGAUGUCCAGCUGAAUACAUACAUUCAAUACAGUGUCCACUUACACCCUUAACUCUCACCCCCCUUCCACAAAGAUGUACUUUUUCAUCAACCAGGAUUUCUCCAUGCUCCUCCGUGCAUAUCACAGGACUUGAGUUAUUGGGAAUACACAUUCCUACAGUCCACUGCAAUUAUGUAGAAAUGAUAAUGGACCCUUUUUUUUUAUAUUUUUCCAUCAGAUAAUCUUUGAGAACUAACAAUCACCAAAAUAAAAGCUAGACAGUCAGGGAGAAUUUAACAUUCCCAAAACAAUGAAUUUAGCAGAAUUGAUUUUAUGUUUUAGCCAAAAGAACACCAUAGCCAUAGCAAAAUGCAUGGAAUUACAGGAAAUUAGCUUUAAAACUGCAACAUUUUGUCUGAGCUCCAUGGCAAAAUGUGUAGAAUUGCAGGAAAUUAGCUUUAAAACUGUAAACAUUUCUCUACACCGCUAGGAAGGGGGCUUCUAAAGUGUUCUCUAAAAUUCAGACAGGCCGACCAUGCCUAUUGCCACGCCCCCUGCCACGCCCACCACCUAAGCCCCUUUUUGAUCAAGAAACAACCCUGUUAGCAGUGUGUUUGUAUGUUUACAUGACUCACUGUGUGCGUCCACAGAUCUGGCUGGAGCUUUUCUCUCCUCUGCACGCGCUCAACUUUGGAAUCGGGGGAGACACCACCUGUAACGUGCUGUGGAGGCUGCAGAAUGGAGAACUGGACAACAUCAGGCCCAAGGUGAGACUCAACCGGGUCAGCACAGGCCCUGAGAGAGGAAAGGGUACAUUGGACAGUUGUGGUCCUGGAAUGCUUUUCAUCCAGAUCAGGUGUUCUAAUUCUGAUCAAACUAAUCAAUAUCUCGUUGGUCCCCUCUAGGUGACGGUGGUGUGGGUAGGAACCAACAAUCAUGAGCACUCGGCAGAGCAAGUUGCAGGGGGAAUCCUUGCCAUCGCACAGCUGCUCACCUCCAGUCUUCCUAAGACUAAGGUUGUUGUUCUGGUAAGUGAAGGUUUUCCGUUUUGUUUGUCUACAGUGUGUGUCUGGAGUGUAACAUUAUGCAAUCUCAUGCAGGGUUUGCAUUCAGAUUCAGGAAGUUUAAUUGUCCCAAACCUUUGGUUUGCAUUAUCACCUCAGUGUCUAUAAUAUACUAUAUGAGCAUGUAUAUUAGAAUCAGGGAUGGGCUCAAUUCAGAAUUUAAUUGAGAAUGCUUAAUAAAUUCCAAUUCAAUUCUUGAAUUUUAAUAACAUUUGAAUUGAAGUAGAAAACAGGAUACAGAAUUGCAAUUUGAGUUUGAAUUAAAGGAAAGAGAAUUGAAUUCAGUGAAAUUCAAUGAAAUUCAAAUGCCAUUUAUAUUCUAUAUUAGGUGUAGUCUAUACAAGUAUACAUCUUGUACAUAAAACAUCAAACAUGUCGUUAUAUAAAUGCAUAUAAAUUAUUGUUGAAACAAUAGAUUUUCAGGACAAACUCUUCAAAUUAAUGAUCAAGGAAAACAAAAUCUAUAUGUGAAUAUUCUAAGUUAUAUUUCAUUAAUCCCUUACAUUUUGUUCAAUAUGGGGAAUGCAUUAGUUUAACCCUCAAGUUAACCCUGAGGCCUUCAAAAAGAAGCUAAACAAAUUAAAUGGUGGUUGGAAAUAUAAUUGGUUAUUCUAAGCACUAAGUUUAAGAGUAUAUGAACAUUGCUUCCAUAGAAAAGUGAUAUAUUCUUUAUCUGGAAGUGUGACCUGUCAGAUUAAAUUAAACAAAUGUUCUAUGACUGAAUUGAAUUUAUUUUAAUUGCGCUUAAUGAAAUUGUACUUCCUGUCACUCAAAUUCUCAUUCUACAUCCUGUGGGGUGUGGCCAAUUUAGAAUUUCAACUCAUGACUUGAAUGGGAGUCAAUUCCAAAAUUCUGAAUUGUGCCCAACCCUGAUUAGGAUGCAUGCAUUUACAGAUGUGACCUAAGCUCCUUUUAGUAACUAACCCCUACUGUCUGUACAUCUCAGGGUCUGUUGGCACGGGGCGAGCGGCCCAACCCGCUGCGGGAGAAGAACGCGGCGGUGAACGGCUUCCUGCACUCCUGGCUGCCGCGGCUGGGCCAGGCCCAGUUCCUGGACGUGGGGGCGGGCUUUGUGCACUCUGACGGGACCAUCUCCACCCGGGACAUGUUUGACUUCCUGCACCUGACGGCGGCGGGCUACCGGGCCAUCGCCAAGCCCCUCAGUGACCUACUGCUGCAGAUACUGGAGGAGACGCCUGAGGAGAAGAGGGCCUCACUGGUCUGAGGGCCACACCACAGGGGCCACACACCCACACAGCCAGGGACAUGCUUCACUGACUGACUCACUCACUCCCUCUGCUGGGGAGUAGCUGAAAGUAGCCCCAAACCACUAUUCUAGGAUCUGGUCCUAGAUAUGUGGUUAGGGUCAACUUCUACCUGGAGUCUC
This is a messenger RNA of Coregonus sp. 'balchen', 13431 nucleotides long. The record is from the annotation of a GenBank genome assembly. Lineage: Eukaryota; Metazoa; Chordata; Actinopteri; Salmoniformes; Salmonidae.